Spea bombifrons (plains spadefoot toad) is the source of this 1765-nucleotide messenger RNA. It is a transcript of the gene WASHC1, whose product is annotated as WASH complex subunit 1. The record is from RefSeq and is a predicted model, not a curated record. Bases 88 to 1503 code for a protein of 471 amino acids. The transcript is spliced from 11 exons. Lineage: Eukaryota; Metazoa; Chordata; Amphibia; Anura; Pelobatidae. Gene Ontology annotation, molecular function: alpha-tubulin binding; gamma-tubulin binding; actin binding. Gene Ontology annotation, biological process: Arp2/3 complex-mediated actin nucleation; endocytic recycling; exocytosis. Gene Ontology annotation, cellular component: WASH complex; recycling endosome; early endosome.
CAUGACAGGAUAUCAUGGAGCAGUGAGGAGGUGUUAGAAGCGCGGUGACCUGGAUUCCGUCCACCCCCUGUCGGCGGCGCGGUCACCAUGCCUCAAAGCCCAUCAAUGGAGAGUCAUCCCUACUCGGUCCCCCUUAUCCAGCCGGACCUGCGGCGAGAGGAGACCAUCCUACAGAUCACAGACACGCUGCAGCAUCUGCAAAGUGUGGCCAACGACAUAUUCAGCAGGAUUGUACAGCGCGUGGAGACCAACAGACGGGAGCUGCAGGCGAUAAAUGAUCGGGUCAGUGUGGCCCAGGCCAAGAUCGAGAGGCUUAAAGGCAGCAAGAAAGCCAUCAAGGUUUUUUCCAGCGCCAAGUACCCGGCUCCGGAGCGACUGCGGGAGUACCACUCCAUAUUCGCCGGUGCUGAGGACUUACGGACGGAGAAGAGACCACGUCACAAAAUUCUGAGCAAACACCGGCCCCUGGAUGAACAGGCGAUGCUGGAGAAGCUGAAGUAUUUCCCGGUAUGCGUCAGCUCCAAAGGGAAAGAAGAGGAAAGCGCGGGAGAAGGUUUGGGAAGCCUACCUCGGAACAUCAACUCGGUCAGCUCUCUACUGCUCUUCAACACAAAUGAGAACCUCUAUAGGAAGUACGUGUUUCUGGACCCGCUGGCUGGCGUCGUCAGUCGGACCAACGCUCCAUUAGAAGGAGACGAUGAAGAGAAGCUCUUCGACGCGCCCCUGUCAAUCACCAAAAGGGAGCAACUGGAACGGCAGACAGCUGAGAAUUACUUCUAUGUACCGGACUUGGGGCAAGUUCCUGAGAUCGAUGUCCCCUACUACUUGCCAGAUCUGCCAGGGGUAGCCGAUGACCUCAUGUACAGUGCCGAUCUUGGCCCGGGAAUUGCUCCUUCUGCCCCUGGUGGUCCUAUUCCUGAGCUGCCAACUUUCAACACCGAAGAAGUGAUUGAACCUUUGAAGCCAGAUACUCAAGAUGGACGCCUCAUGCCUCCUCCGCCUCCCCCACCACCGCCGCCGCCACCUCCACCACCUCCUGCACCAGCGUCUUUUACCCCGCCAGCACCUCCACCUCCUCCUCCAUUUACCCCUGCAGCAGGUGGAGCUGGAAACGAAGCCGGCGAUCCAGGUGCUGUCCGAGGCGCCCCUAAAGAGGUAGCUGAUCCCUCUAACGGACGAGCGUCCCUGCUGGAGUCCAUCCGCCAGGCGGGAGGCAUCGGAAAAGCCAACCUGCGCAGCGUGAAGGAGAAGAAACUGGAGAAGAAGAAAAUGAAAGAGCAGGAACAAGUGACUGCGACUGUUGGAGGAGGCGACCUGAUGUCCGAUCUCUUUAACAAGCUGGCGAUGAGAAGGAAAGGGAUCUCUGGGAAGGGUCCGGUUCCCGGUGAUGGGACUGCCGAUGCUCCCACGGGAGCGUUUGCCCGUAUAUCUGAUACAAUCCCACCGCUGCCAGCCCCCCAGCCGCCUUCUGGGGAUGGUGAUGAGGAUGAGUGGGACUCGUAGCGUCAGCCUGUUUUUUCCCCGGCUCUGUCUUUCCAUCCUCUCCCCAAUUAAUCUUCUUGGGAUGAUGGCGAGCGGUCUGUCUGUCUGUCCAACAUACUAUCAGACCCCGCAAUGCGAGACUGUAUGAUCGCGUAAGACGGACCGAAGUCCGCGGGGGUCCUACGUGAAUCCUGUAACUACCACAGCAUCGGUAUCUUCCCCGCAGCCGCUGAUCUUGUUCUGUUACUCUUUUUUUCCAAUUAAAUUUACGAGGAAGAAAAAA